AUGGGGGAGAAUGUCUUUCCUACCGAGGCUCCUAGGAGUGCUUCCUUAGAGCCUGGGGCUAGUCCUCGCCCUGAGCCCCGCGACGAGACCGCAGAGCCGGCUAGUGGCUUAGCAAUAGACCCGCAGAACCCAUCUUUUACUAGCUACCGAGAAACCACUCGCCAUGAGUCUGAAGCGUCUACGUCUACUAGACCAUAUAUUCGUCCUGCUCUAGCCCAGCCAGCGCCGAAUGAUCCUCCUAUCUUCCACCCAGCGCAAGGACCUGACCAGUCCCAGCAGACGCCUUCUUACCCUAUGAUCCAACCUCGUCAGAUCGUGGUUCACCAGCAGAUGAUGCCGGAUCCUGGAACCCCUGGCGCCCCCUUCUUUGAUGGAAAGAAUGUCUCUGAGUUUAUUAGGACCUAUGAGGGCAUGUGCAAGAGACGAGGAAUCCUAGACGGCACCAGCAUAUGUGAUGGUCUCGCUGACUACUGCGAAUUCACCGUGAGAAUGUGGAUUGAGUCUUCGCCAAACUGGAAAUUCAGAGACUUUAAGGCACUAAAGGAAGAGAUGCGAAAUCAUGAGUCUUAUGACGAAAUCCGUCAGUAUUUGACGCAGUUUGCGGCUAUCUCGGACGUUCUUAUGGAAAGAGGAGCUUUAGGUGAGCUCCAGCGCUGUGAGUGCCUUCUUCAAGGCCUUCCAGUCUGGCUGAGCGGAAAAGUGAUUAAAAAGGGUGGAAUUAGCUUUGAGAACCCUUCCCGGUCCCAGCCAGUGACUCUCUUCUGGGUUACGAGGCUUAUAUACACGAUUAUGGACGCUAAACGCGACUUUGACACGACGAUCAAAGGUGUCCUUCCUCCGCGGACUGGAGGACAAAGAAAUCAAGGAGAUCAGGAGAUUCCACAGUUGUUUGGUCCCGAAAGACAGGAAGGACGUAAUGAGCCGAGCUCCGAUUUCGCACGAGCUCUAGAGCAGCUAAACCGCAAGUUUGACCAGAUGGAUAUUAAGGUGAACACGAUCCAGACCGGACUGGCUAGGAAAGAUACGGAUCGAAAAUCUGUUUCUUCUGCGGUGGUCCGGGGCACAUUUCGACGCCCCAGUCUUUCUUCCCGCCCUGCCUAUGACGAGCAUGGAAUUCAGCGUGCUCGAGUCAACUAUUUAGGGAUGCGCCUAGGUUCUUGUCCUAGAGAGAACCAAGAGAUUGAUGACGACUCAGACGAAGAAGUGACUGGCUUUGAGCAAGCUGGAUUGAACGCUGUGGGCACCCGGAGUUCGCAAGAUCCUAUCCGAAAACGACGUCGAGAGCAAGGAAUUGCGUCCACAAGGAACCUACAGACUGGCAGAUAUGAGCAACCUAUGGUGACGGACCUUGAGAAUGAAGAAGUUAUGAUGGAAGGUGGUCCGAGUCAGUCCUUAUAUAUGACGCAAAUUGAGAACACGCCUACUGGUAGCCAGGGUGCCCCUAGAGACUCUAGCUUAGACUCACGUGCACGUGGGUCUAGGUCUCCGCCUCAGCCUCAGAACUCGUCUAAAGUGAACAGAACGCCUCCGUUUGUGAGUAUGGACACGGCCUUGGAAAAUGACAUAAAACGACGAUUCUUGGAUAUGGAAGUCUCCAUUAAGCUCUCAGAGAUGGCAAAGCUGGCUCUAAAGUUCCGGAAUACCUUAUUUCGGGAGGAUACACCUGGCGAACCUAGAGCCUCUAGCUCUAAUGCUCUGGUCCUAUAUCGAGACUCCGAUGAGUUGAUAAGACCACCCGUGAACGUCGCGUCUGGGCAGAUCAUCACGGACCAUAGACGCUCGGUGCCUGUUGGAGAUGCCCCUGAGACUGAUGAAGGGAUAUACUCGCUCCCUCUCCUUUACACGGACGUGCGCAUUAACCAGUUUAUGGUCCGCGGGAUGUUAGACUCUGGCUUAGGACUGAACGUGAUUGCUUCUCCUGGCUUGAUCCUAGGAAGACCAUUUAUGGAGAGUACCUUACUAACCAUGGAGCACCGCGAGAAUGGUCACUCCCGCAAGAAGGACGAGUUGUGGGCUCAUCAAAGAUCUGGCCUGGCGAACCGCGUCUACGUCGCUUAG
Molecule: messenger RNA, 2058 nt
Organism: Penicillium longicatenatum
Lineage: Eukaryota; Fungi; Ascomycota; Eurotiomycetes; Eurotiales; Aspergillaceae
Exons: 7
Coding region: 1-2058 (685 amino acids)
Source: RefSeq, a predicted model, not a curated record